AGUCGACUACUCAGGCAAUCACUGAGGAAACGACUCAUUCAGUAACUACUGAUACAACAACUGGUGGACUCCGGAAGCAAAAUGACUCUGCUCAAACAUCACCAGCCGAUGAUUUUGUCACUUUAAUGUCGACGACGAGUAAACCAUUGAUUACAUUCAUCCCAAUGGAUAUCUCGAAGACAAGUCAAACAGUCAUAGACUCCACGACCCAAUCGAUGGUCACAACAACACAGUCAUCGAUAAGUACAACAGAAUCCAUGAAACAAACAGCAAGUCCUCGAGAGUCAGCGGUUGUCACGAAUAAAACCACUCAAUCGACCACUCCUUCCACUGUAUCGACAACUCCUACAUAUUCAGAGCUCGACGAAGGAGCGUGUGUUUACGACAGCAAAGUAUAUCAGUCGGCCGAACAGAUCCCACGCCCACAUCCCUGUGACUUCUGCUUCUGUUUCCGCGGGGAUAUCAUAUGCCUUCAGCAGACGUGUCCGCCACCAAUCGCCCGGUGCUAUGAGACACAGAUUGAGGGAUUCUGUUGUCCUCGAUAUGAAUGCCCGGUUCAGGUGACCACUCAGAAUGUGACGGUCACUACACCCACAACACUGCCCACACAGCAAGUAGAGAGAAAAGGGUGUCAAAUAAACGGACUCUUCUAUGCGGUGGGAGAAGUGAUCCGACCGGCGAGUGGGCCCUGUCUUGAGUUGAUCCGACCGGCGAGUGGGCCCUGUCUUGAGUGUAAGUGCGACCACAGCGGAGUCAUGCAAUGCAACCCUCAAGAAUGUUCACCUCAGGCACCGUUACUCCUAAGAAUGAACCGCCAAUUCUUCGGCGGUUCCACUUCGAGACGAAGAUAACGAAUGAGUGCUAUAUUUAUACGAAACCGAAACCACUUGUGAUUUGUUUUAUUAUGUUUUGUUGUAAACUCUAAUUAUUUAAACAAAAAAAACACUUUUCCGAUCGACGCAAACACCCGUUGGCCUUAUGUGUAGACAAAUUGCGC
This is a messenger RNA of Oppiella nova, 997 nucleotides long. Lineage: Eukaryota; Metazoa; Arthropoda; Arachnida; Sarcoptiformes; Oppiidae. The record is from the annotation of a GenBank genome assembly.